UCAGAUUGAAUCAGAUUUUAGAAAUGUAGACAAUUUAGUUGUCGAAGGAGACAGCAAAUCUAUGGCUGGAAGAUAUUCGGUUGAUUUACACAGCAGUCAGGAAAGUAAAGCAGUAAACCAGCAGACAAGCAUUCCAACUGCAAAUUUCCAAUCGGCAGGAAUAAAUGCAACACAAGUGACAUCGAUAUUGUCUGGCAGUGUUGAUGCUCCUUCUACUGAGAAUACAACUACUCUACCUCAACACAUUCAAGAAAGGGUUUCCAAGAAUUUGAGAGACCGAAAGUCUCGUCAAAAGGCUAAGAAAGAAAUCAUGCUUACUGUGUUGGACUAUGCUGGUCAGAAUGUGUUCUAUGUCACACAUCAUUUGAUUAUGUCAAAAGCUAGUUUUAUGUACAUCGUGUUUAAUGCUUCUCUACCAAUGGACGGCAAGACUCCAUGUCAGUUUCGCUCAGAAGAUGGAAAGAUUAUCCACAUUUCUUUGUUUGAUAACGAAACAAACUUUGAUCGAUUGGAAGAGUGGGUAUCGGGUGUUCAUAUCAUGGAAGGUGAUCAGUCACGUCGUAUCAUGAUAUUUGAGAAAGUAGGAAUCAGAUCACCUGCCAUGUUUCUAGUAGGAACGCAUGUUGAUGAGCUAAAGGAGCAACCAGGGAUGAUGGAGAAACAGGAUGCAUUCAUAAGGAAGAAACUGGAGGGCACAGUGCUGGCAGAGCAUAUCAUAUGGGCAUCUAAAGAUGUAAUGUGUUUCUAUGUGGAUAACACAGUGACAGAUCCAGACAGUGGAGUCGUAGAUCCACAGGUGAAAUUGCUUCGUCAGAAGACAGAGGAUGUGGCUCACAAGGUGGCCCAACAUCACAGAUUGCCCAUCAGAUGGCUCAAGUAUGAGCAGAAGGUACGAGAAGUGAAAGUCUCCUCUCCAACAAAGAAGACGACAACUGUUGAUGAAUUACUGCAGCUUGCCAUGAAUGCUGCUGGAAUCAAAAGUCGAGAGGAGCUGUUGGUGUUGCUGCAGUAUUUGAGUAGUCGUGCAGUGUUGAUGUAUCAUCCCAUGGCAUUGAAGAGUGGAGAUGAUGAAGAAGUCGUGUUAGAUGUGGAAUGGUUUGUAUCACAGCUGCAGAAAGUGAUCACGAUAUACAUGGAAGAUGAUGUUCCUCCCAUGUUAUGGAAUGAUGUAAAGCGCAGCAAAGAGAAAGGCAUCAUGACAAUGUCUCUUGUGAGACAUCUUUUAUCAGAUGCCGGUUCUGCUCAACGUCUCAUUGUGUCACUGAUGAGGCACUAUGAUUUGCUCUGUGAGUAUUCUGUUUUGGAAGAGGAGAAUCUGAAGACAGCAAAUUACCAAGAUUUCCUUAAUUUUAAAGUAGAAAGCAAAGGUCCAUUGCAUAGUGAGGAAGAACAGAAUGUGUUAGAGAGUGACGCUUGCUUCAUUCCUUGCCUUUUGGAGCAUGCAGCUGGUCUUGAAUCAUGCAAGAUGAAUGACGAGCUGAAGUCAUUGCCUCUCAUCUUGUCAUCUGCUCCCAUUCGCAUUCCUCAGCCAUUAUUCUACAGAGUACUGACUCUUCUGUGUAAACGUUUUCGUCGCUUGGCAGUUAUUUAUCGCAAUGUGGGCUACUUCCACAUCUAUCCUGGUCAUCGACUGGAGUUUGCUCUCAACAGAUACAACUUUCAAAUGACUGUGUUGGCACAUACAGCACUCAAUGCCAAGGUGUGCGUUGCUGUUCGUGAGUGGAUUGUGGAUGUUGUCAACAAGGCGAAACAGCAAGGAAUGGCAGGUCUGAAGUUGCAUCUGGGAUUUAUGUAUGAAGCAUCGAUUUCAGAAUCACAAAAUUGUACAGUUGAGUUUAUCUCUUUGGAUGGAUAUCAACAUACUCGUUUUGAGCUCUACAGCAGUGUGACAAAAGAUGAAAUUCAACCUCCUGACAGACUUUCUCUUUGGUAUCCACAACUUGAGUUUUCAGACACUGAAAUGAUGUCAACAGUAUGUGGCACUUCUCAGCCAUUACAGCAUAAAUCUAUCAGCUAUAUGACACCAGUCAAGUCCCUUAUUGAACCAACUGCAACCUGUAUGUUGGCAGUGUCUAAACUUUUAGAUGAAGAUGAUGAUCUAGGCGAUGACUGGAGGAGGUUAUGGUCUGAGCUGUUAAACAGACCUCUUAAUGAAGACGUGGUGAGCAAGAAGUGUGUGAGCCCCACUCUUUAUGUGCUAAAGCGAUGGUGCAGGAUGGUAAUUCCUAAUGGAGCUACACUAGGACGACUGAUAAAGGCUCUUAGUGCAAUAUACAGAAAUGAUGUUGCUUGUGUGCUAGAAGAAUACUGCCAGAGCUCAGACACACGUACUACAAUGUUGAGAUCACCUGCAGCCACAGUUUGUAAUGCUGACAAGGUAAAACCAGAAGAGUUGAGUCGUCUAGCUAUAAGCAUAAAAGCACAUUGGAAAGACGUUGCAUUAACUCUAGCUCCAGACCUUUUUACUACAGGAGAAAUCAGAGCAAUAGCAUUUCAGAAUUUUGAAUCUCUAUUGGUUCAAGCUAAAACCAUGUUGGAGAUCUGGAGAAACAGACGUGGUCUCAACGCUCAUCGUCAUUCACUAAUCAAAGCAUUACUUGACUUGGGACUGAGACUUCAGGCAAAUGAAGUGUUUGGAGAUGAAACUGUGAACCAGGUAGCACCACAGCAGUGAAAGGUGCAGAAGCAAGUGGGAGAGCUGACCGUUGAAUGUAUAUAGGAAUUUAGCAAGAACAUGUGCAUACACAUUGAAGUGACAACAUUGGAUCUGCUGCUUAGAGCUCUACGUAUGAUGGACGUAAGUCUUGAUCAGUAGAAUGAGCAACAAGAUUCAAGGCAGUAAUGAAUCUAACAAGAUGAACACAACUGUUCAAUAUAUUGAUCUUGUGAAGUAUCUGUACAUACAGUAUGUGGCAACUUAUGCUAGAGGACAUCACGAGGCUGCUAGUCGCAGUAACCUAAUGUACUGGUGUGAAUAGAACGACCACAAUUAUUGUUUGAGUAGCACA
Molecule: messenger RNA, 3008 nt
Organism: Corticium candelabrum
Lineage: Eukaryota; Metazoa; Porifera; Homoscleromorpha; Homosclerophorida; Plakinidae
Exons: 6
Coding region: 62-2674 (870 amino acids)
Biological process (GO): signal transduction
Molecular function (GO): protein binding
Source: RefSeq, a predicted model, not a curated record